Molecule: messenger RNA, 666 nt
Organism: Zophobas morio
Lineage: Eukaryota; Metazoa; Arthropoda; Insecta; Coleoptera; Tenebrionidae
Exons: 2
Coding region: 1-666 (221 amino acids)
Source: RefSeq, a predicted model, not a curated record
AUGUUAGUCGUGCUAAUUCUAGCUCUCGUGGCUUCGUCCACCUGCGAAGAAAGAACAGUUUUCGGGAAGUUGAAGUCGGGGUUUCAGCUCGCAGGGAAGCUACUAGGGAUCGACGAAGCCAACGGAGUCGCUCAACUGGUGAGCGAGGCUUUUGGAAAGUCGCACAAGAAAGGGGACGGAGCGGAAGGCACCGGGAACAUUUUUUCGGGAUUUUUGCGAAUCCUGGGGUUCGAUUCCAAGAAGAUCGGCGCUAUCGCUAUAAACGCGAUAAUUUUUGUGGCACAACUGAUAAGUUCGUCUUUGUCGCGACCGAGGGUGUCCCAAAUCACUGAAGGUCGUACCUUAAGAGACGGUACUCCUUUGGACUGGAUGAUGAGCAGUCCGGAGGUCAUGAGGAUGUUCCAACACAUCAAAGACAGAGAUUUGCCGGACCAUAUUAUCAUGUAUAUUAAAGAGAGGGCUUUGGAUGAAGACAGCGAUUGCGUACAGUUGUUGAUUUGUAAAGGCGCCCCUUUUGUUUGGGGGAUGCAGAGGGUUUUAGAUGGUAACAGUACCACCGUCAAAGGAGCUAAAUCAUUGUAUGCGUUUCUACCAACUUUGGAGGACGUGAUCGACCACGCGGAUACCUGUGACCGAAAACACCCCUACUGUUUCGUCCACCUUUAA